AUGGAAGGCAUCAUGGCCAUAGCCAGGGACUUUUUACACUUCUCACACCGAGUUUUUGGAGAAGACUGGAAUGUGACUUAUGAAACUGAAUCAAUAUGUGCUCUUCAAGGAUCCACAGUAAACAUGUCAUGCUCAUACAGACACCCUGAGCAGUAUAACUUAAAUACAUUUUGGAUAAAGAAGCCAGAUGUAGAGAUCAAAAGUUUAAAAGAAUAUCCUGAGUAUAAAGACAGGGUUGAAUACAUUGAAGACAGAAAAAAGCAAAUUGCCAUUCUCAGACUGCACAACGUCACUCAAAAUGAUGAGAGAGAGUAUUGUUUCAGAUUAGUAACUAAAAUUGAAAGAAAAAAAUGGAUUGGUAAAGAAGGAAUUCAUCUUAAUGUUUCUGCUCUUCAGGUAAAGGCACCACAGCUGGUGCUGGAGAAACAAACAGUCAAUCUGACCUGUGAAACCACAUGCAGUCUGACAGAAGGAUUCAUCUGGUACAAAAAUGGACAGACUUUAACCAUCCAGAGCGAAACUCUCCAGCUUCAGUCAGAGCGCAGUGAUUCUGGCCGUUACAGCUGCGCUGCCAGAGGACAUGAACAUCUGCCCUCUCCUGCUGUCAGCAUCACUGUCAUGUGUUUCGCUUGA
Molecule: messenger RNA, 633 nt
Organism: Cyprinus carpio (common carp)
Lineage: Eukaryota; Metazoa; Chordata; Actinopteri; Cypriniformes; Cyprinidae
Exons: 5
Coding region: 1-633 (210 amino acids)
Source: RefSeq, a predicted model, not a curated record